UGGAUUCAAGUCACGGUUACCAUGGAGACCGUCAGUGCAUCUGUCAAACGUGCAACUCUGAGGUCAGUGAAGAUCCAUCAUCACCUGCAGCAGUCUGUUCAACUUCAUCUACACAGAAACAAGAGUUGACAUCACUGAUGGAGAAAUAUCUGGAAGAAGAGGAGAUAACCAACAGGAGCAUGAGCUCACCAGCAGAGAUGGUCAUAAAUCCAGCCGAACCUUAUGGCGAGGAUGAGAAGAGUUUUGUGGGAGAACAAGUGGAUCCACAGCCGAGUGCCGACACUGUGGAGAAACCAUACUCCUGUGACUGGUCUUACUCAGAGCAUCCUAAGAGUAUCCACCCUGGAGAGGAGCCCUACACCUGCAACCAGUGUGGGAAGUUUUUCAGACCCUCUGGAAAUGUAAAGGUUCAUCGGCGGACUCAUACUGGAGAGGACACCUCCACCUUUGACCAGUGUGGGAAGAGUUUCAGCAAUCGUAGAAGUUUAGAGCGUCAUCAGCGGACUCAUACUGGAGAGAGGCCCUACACCUGUGAAGAGUGUGAGAUGAGUUUCGCAGUGGCUGGAAAUUUAAGGCGUCAUCAGCAGAUUCAUACUGGAGAGAAGCCCUACACCUGUAACCUGUGUAGGGAGAGUUUCACACGCUCUGAAAAUUUAAAGCGUCAUCAGCAGACUCACACUGGAGAGAAGCCCUUCACCUGUGAGCAGUGCUGUAAGACUUUCACGCGACGUGAAAAUUUACAGAUUCAUCGGAGUAGUCAUGUUGGAGAACAAAUACACACUUGCAAGGAGUGUGGGACGAGUUUCUCAUUGGAACGCUGUGUAGAGUGUGUACCUGAACUGUCUGAAUCUAUUAAGUGUUAAACAUGACAUGUGAUCUGUAAAGGUUGUCAUGAAAAUAUUUCAAUAGAAUUGAUACUGCAUGCAA
Sebastes umbrosus (honeycomb rockfish) is the source of this 927-nucleotide messenger RNA. RefSeq names its product gastrula zinc finger protein XlCGF7.1-like. The coding region runs from base 138 to 863 and encodes 241 amino acids. Gene Ontology annotation, molecular function: RNA polymerase II cis-regulatory region sequence-specific DNA binding; DNA-binding transcription factor activity, RNA polymerase II-specific. NCBI's taxonomy places the organism in Eukaryota, Metazoa, Chordata, Actinopteri, Perciformes, Sebastidae. The transcript has 3 exons. Gene Ontology annotation, biological process: regulation of transcription by RNA polymerase II. The record is from RefSeq and is a predicted model, not a curated record.